This is a messenger RNA of Micropterus salmoides (largemouth bass), 2025 nucleotides long. RefSeq names its product cartilage acidic protein 1a (gene crtac1a). The record is from RefSeq and is a predicted model, not a curated record. Bases 178 to 1821 code for a protein of 547 amino acids. Lineage: Eukaryota; Metazoa; Chordata; Actinopteri; Centrarchiformes; Centrarchidae. Gene Ontology annotation, biological process: axonal fasciculation. The transcript has 14 exons.
UUGGUCAAUUGUUUACGCGUUACACAAGCUGUUUCAUAAAUUUUAAAAGCAGAAGUUGUGUAAGGUGGAGAAUAUUUGCCAAAUGACAUAAUAAGCGGCGCCGAGUGCACUCACAUCUCUGCAGCGACCCAGAUCAUCUUCAUCUGUACACAGUGAUAGAGCUGUCAGGUUGCAGUGAUGUGGAUUUCAGGUCUAUUGCUCCUCCUGGUUGGACUCUGGCAUCAGUCCCACUCCCAGAGCUCUGAGCCCAUGCUUCAGGUCGUUACACAGACGAUGCUUCCCCCCGACAGUCUGCACAACCCCACGCAGCUCAACUAUGGGAUGGCUGUAACAGACGUGGAUGGUGAUGGUGACCUGGAAGUGGUAGUGGCAGGGUACAAUGGCCCCAACCUGGUGCUGAAAUAUGAUCGCACUCAGAAGAGGCUGGUAAACAUUGCUGUUGAUGACAGUAACUCUCCUUACUACGCCCUGAGGGACCGAGCAGGGAAUGCUAUUGGAGUUACUGCCUGUGAUGUGGAUGGAGAUGGCCGUGAGGAGAUCUACUUCCUCAACACAAACAAUGCUUACUCUGGACAGGCAACUUAUUCAGACAAGCUCUUCAAGUUUCGAAAUGGUCGCUUUGAAGAUCUUCUGAGCGACGAGCUCAAUGUACGUCGCGGCGUUGCUAAUCGCAUGGCAGGACGUUCAGUUGCAUGUGUUGACAGGAAGGGAACAGGCCGUUACUCAGUCUACGUGGCCAACUACGCCAGUGGCAACAUCGGCCCCCACGCUCUCUUAGAAAUGGAUGAGGCUGCCAGUGAUGUCACCAAGGGCAUCGUGGCUCUGUCUGACGUGGCCGCAGACGCCGGGGUCAACAAGCUCACAGGUGGACGUGGUGUGUUGGUUGGACCAAUCCUAAGCCAGUCGCGGUCGGAUGUGUUCUGCGACAACGAGAAUGGACCAAACUUCCUGUUCAAGAAUAAUGGAGACGGGACUUUUGUUGAUAUGGCCAGACAGGCAGGUGUAGAGGACCGGUACCAGCAUGGUAGAGGAGUAGCACUAGCCGACUUCAACGGUGAUGGAAAGACAGACAUUGUCUAUGGCAACUGGAACGGCCCACACAGACUUUUCCUGCAAGGCAGUGACUCUAAAUUCCGGAACAUAGCCACUGGAGAAUUUGCUGUGCCCUCACCUAUUCGCACAGUCAUCGCUGCCGACUUUGACAAUGACAAGGAGCUGGAGGUGUUUUUCAACAACAUUGCUUACAAAGGCAAUGCCCCCAACAGGCUGUUCAGGGUGUCAAGGAGAGCUGGUGCAGACCCUUUGAUCCAGGAACUUAAUGUGGGAGAUGCUGCGGAGCCACAAGGAAGAGGAACAGGUGGCACUGUGGCAGACUUAGAUGGGGAUGGACAGCUGGAGCUGCUGCUGGCACAUGGGGAGAGCGCCCAGCAGCCAAUCUCUGUCUUCAAGGUCACACAGGGCUCGUCCAACAACUGGCUGCGGGUCAUCCCUCGCACCCAGUUUGGCUCGUUUGCCCGGGGAGCCAAGGUAACAGCCUUCACCAAUCAGAGUGGAGCUCACACGCGCAUCAUUGACGGAGGCUCGGGGUACCUUUGUGAGAUGGAGCCUGUCGCACACUUUGGUUUAGGAAAUGAUGAGGUGACGGUGCUGGAGGUCUCCUGGCCCGACGGCAGCUCCAUCACUCGAACCCUACAGCCUGGUGAAUUGAACUCAGUGGUGGAAGUGGCCUAUCCCACAGAAGGGCAAACGGUUGUGCUUGCCAAUGACACGCAGUGUGGUAAAGGCUUUACUGUCAAGAAUGGCUACUGUGCAGGUCUGUGAGGAUAAUCACAUGGAAUGCAAUAUCAAAUUUCUGUGGAAAAUGUUACAGAACACAUGGUUUUAAAAUACUUGUCUUUUUGUCGGGCUUAGUUGUUUUCUUUACUCUAUGAGUAGUUUUAGUCUUUUUGUGUUUUUCUGCUAGGUUAUGGAAAUUAUUUUGUAUGUGCCAUGGCAAACCCUUCUAAAUAAACUGCUACAAGUCAG